Haplochromis burtoni (Burton's mouthbrooder) is the source of this 4330-nucleotide messenger RNA. It is a transcript of the gene hoxb5b, whose product is annotated as homeobox B5b. The coding region runs from base 172 to 1053 and encodes 293 amino acids. Gene Ontology annotation, biological process: anterior/posterior pattern specification; regulation of transcription by RNA polymerase II. Gene Ontology annotation, cellular component: nucleus. The record is from RefSeq and is a predicted model, not a curated record. The transcript has 2 exons. NCBI's taxonomy places the organism in Eukaryota, Metazoa, Chordata, Actinopteri, Cichliformes, Cichlidae. Gene Ontology annotation, molecular function: DNA-binding transcription factor activity, RNA polymerase II-specific; RNA polymerase II cis-regulatory region sequence-specific DNA binding.
GGUCAACAAAGGCACGUGAUUCCCGAACGCUCUCCCAUAUUUGGCCGCAUACCUGGCAAAGUACAGUAGGGCUUCAUUGCUUAUAAUUCAUGAUUGCAUCCAUAAAUCGUGCAAGCACACAGGAUUAUAGCGACAAAGAUCUACAAAUCGAGGCUUUAAAAAUCCAAGCAAAUGAGCUCUUACUUUGUAAACUCGUUCUCAGGGCGCUAUCCAAAUGGCUCCGACUAUCAGUUACUAAAUUAUGGGACUAACGGCGCUGUGAGCGGCUCCUUCAGAGACCCUGGCACCAUGCACUCCGGGUCUUUCGGCUACAACUACAAUGGCAUGGACCUAACCGUGAACCGCACCAACACCGGCGGCCACUUCGGGGCUGUGAGGGAGGAUGCCCGGGGAUUUGGGGCGGACGCCCGCUACAGACAGACGCCCAACUGCUCGCUGUCGUCUCCAGACCCGGUGCCGCCGCCGCCGCCGUCGUGCGCCACAGCCAGCCGGGAGCAGCUGGAACUAAAAAGCCCCUCUCCUCCCUCUGACCGGAGCGCGACCUCGGGCGGCAGCAGCCUCAACAAAAGCAACAGCGCUCAUUUCACGGAGAUAGAGGACGCCACGGUCGCAUCCGAGAGCGAGGAGGGCGCGCAUAGCAGCGGCGGCGGAGGCGGCGGAGGCUCCUCCGGCACGGCACCGCGGGCGCAGCAGCAGCAGCAGCAGCAGCACCAGGAGCCCAACGCCACCUCCUCCACUCCCACAGCAAACGACUGCCAAACGCCACAAAUAUUCCCGUGGAUGCGGAAGCUGCACAUAAGCCAUGAUAUGACUGGACCUGAUGGGAAAAGGGCCCGAACUGCGUACACCCGCUACCAGACGCUAGAGCUGGAGAAAGAGUUUCACUUCAAUAGGUACCUAACCAGACGGCGGAGGAUAGAGAUAGCCCACGCCCUGUGUCUUUCCGAAAGACAGAUCAAAAUCUGGUUUCAGAACCGCAGGAUGAAGUGGAAGAAGGACAAUAAACUGAAAAGCAUGAGCCUCGUAACGGGAGGGAGCGCCUUCCACAACUGAAUAACUUUUUGGUGGAGUUAAAAAAAAACACAGAAAGAAAGAAAAAAGAAAAACAUAAUAAGUUAAAAAAAAAAGAGAACCCAUGAGUACUGUAAAGCUAUUUAAAGCGCAGCACCUUCCAGCAUGCCAUUGUGAUAGAAAAAGAAGUAUUCUGUGGUCUUAAAAUGCCAUUUUUAGUUCACUGUUGUUGUAGCUUAGAUGUGGAAAAUAAGAUGUAAAUAUCGCAGGGCUGGGGAGUUAUCUGUCCAUCUCUCCUCUCUCUUUCUGUCUCUUUCUGUCUUUCUCUUGAAGGUGUUUCAACUUGAGCUCUUUAUUGUAACUUCUCCGCGGUCUAACAGGAGUAAAUUCAUUGUACAGUAAAAACAAAACAAAACACACGUUUAAAAAAAGGAAAAGAAAAGAAGAAGUUUCCAAACCACAUGCUGCUCUUCAUUGAAUGUAAUGUAUUCCGGGGGCCAUUCAAAGCGCUUUAGUGUAACUUUUACUGCUAUUUUUGAUGGUUAACUUGUGGCCAAGAUCCAUAAACUUUCAAGCCAAUGUGUAGCUCUAGGAUAUUUUGUGCAUCUGUUAUUAUUAUUAUUAUUAUAAUUAUUAUUAUUAUUACCAUUGUUUAGGACUAAUUAUGAGCAAUGCAAAUGUAUUCAACCUGUCAAUGUGAUAAAUUUUUAGUGCAAAGGGUUAUUCUGUGGAUAGGCAGUGAUGUAAGCUUUUUUCUCCAAUAAGCUUUUUGUAUUUGUAAGUGAACUCAUAGCGCUUGAAAAUAAAGUUUCUCUCAAUUGCUUUGAACGUGUCUCGACUGUCUCAUCGAUUAGAAUAAAAACAGAUUAGGUUUUUCUUUUUUAAAAAAAGGCAGGCCAUAUUUAAGUGGAGAUGCGCAAUUUUUUCUGUGUGCGUGCGUGUGUAUGUGAGUGUGUGUGUGGCUGCUUUUCACCCGCAUUUAACUUAUUAAUGAUUAACCUGAAGGAUUUGUUAAAAUGUCCCACACACAAACAAGAUUUCGGGUCAAUUUUUGACGCAUUGUUUUUGGCGCAGACACAGUGAAAAAGAAGACUUUUUAAACACUUACCUCUCUGCAGCGAGAUGUUUGCCAUGUGGGAAAAUAUGUUGCUGAUAAAAUCCACCUUUAAAAAAAAAGAGGGGGUAAAGCUUUGGCUUUACAGGUAUAUAGGCAAGGCUGAAGUUGGUAAAAAUCCCCCUUACCAAAGAUUGUAUAGGCCUAUAUUACUUACAGACUGUGAAAAGUCACGUGAGGUCCAUAAAGUUGGUUUUAUGGUUUUGGGGAGUAGACAAUGUACUAUAUAAUUCACAACCUUGAAUGAAAGUGACGGCUUAACUGCGUGGAUGGGACUGCAAAGGCUGGACUGGGGAAGGAAGUGGUGUCCACUCAUGUUUAGUUAGUUUAAGCUGCUGCGCGAAAACUUCCAAUAACUGUUACGCAUUAAAAGAGUGUGGCUGCUAAAAUGUUAUUUUAAAAACAGUCUAAAUAUUAAGAUUUAAUUGCGCAAAUUUUAGUUCUGAGUUUGAGCCACAGAGCCACAUUAUUUGUCACUUUUAUCAUGAAAAUCCUAAACGUUUUGCUGUUUGAACAUCCUCAUUUAGAGGCCCCUGUUUCUGCUCAGCGUGGACACAUACUGGCCGAUUUUCAUACUUAAAAGAAAGUAAUCCAAAGUUUCUUUUUCAAACACAAGCUGAUUUUUUAGGAGGGAAAAUAAAAUCUCUUGAAGGCUAAUGAGAAGCUUUAUAGAGCUGCCAUGCAAAAACGAACUUGAGCGAGGUCCUGGAGUGAUUUAUCCGAAUCUGUCAAGUCACCGAGCGGCCAAAGGUGAAGUCUCGGACAACUCCGAGCUGGACACAGGCUUCACUGACUUUACAUAAAGAAAAGCCAGGCUAUGUGGGUCCUGGAGUGCAUUGUCUGGCGGCCACUAAUAAAACAUAAUGAUAUUAUGUGCAGGAAAGCAAAAGACUGCAAGAGACUUCUGCAAUAUUUCCAAAAGUAUUUCCAAACUCAUUUCAGGUUUAAGAAAAAAAAAGAGUAAAAAAGUAGUGGUGGGCUAUAUGGGUCCCAGACAUUUUCCACAUAUUCAUAACUAUUAAGUGGCAAUUUAGCCAGCGUAAUGAGUAUUGCAUAUUGAUAGGGGUAAUCUGUACCCGGAUCUCAUGCAUAAUUCAUGGCGGCGGGGAUCAUCGCUGGGUCAGGAGACGGUAGAGACUGCAGCCCGCAGAUGCGUCAGGAGGAAGACUUUGCACUGUCACCACCGAGGCUCAGGAGCGCAAUAACGCGGUGCUUUUGCACAGGAGAGAAGAGGCUUCAAUGCUUAUAUUUCUCAUAUUUUUCACAGUUUAUAAUCAGGGUUUCAAUCACUCCAAAGCAGCUGCGUAAAAUUAACAGAAUUCAGCUCCACUUUGCGCUUUUGUUUGCGAGAAAACUGAGUUUAAAAAAUGUGGCGAUGCACGCUGAGUUAUAUAUCUCCUGUAUACAUUUACAGAAUUUAGAAUUUAGCACAAAUAUUGAAGUCUUAGUUUCAAAAUCAGCAAAUAGAAAUAUAUAUAUAUACAUAUAAUGUUGUAUACCUAAUAAUAGAGAGCGUAAACAUAAGGAGUUUGUAUUUAUUUGCACAUAAAUGUUAAAAUCAGCCAGUCACUGUGAACGACUUUAAUCAAAAUCAUAAAAUGCAUGAAACCACCUUGAACAUUUUUGUUUGUAUGGGUGCUCAACAUCUGGAAGGCUGUGUGUGACUUCACAGCUGCUGCCGUUUGUUUGUUUGUGUCCGUGAGGUCUCUGUAAUAAGGCGGCUGUGCCAGCAGAGGGCGCCUCAGACCGAGCAGGCUGAUGAUGGAUGAGGUUUCUUUCUGGGGUUUUUGCCUCCAGCUCGAGCUCUUAUCAUCGGGGGCGUGUAAGUUACAGAGAAGAACAGAGAAAAAGACGAGCUUUGUUUAUCUGUUAUUUCUUUCGGUUUGAUCAGGUCGAGUGGAGGGAAACACAUUUAAUCCUGCGCGCUCUGGGAGUGAAGCUGCUUUUUGAUUUAAAAAUAAUAAUAAUAAUAAAAGGUUGGGUUCAUUUUUCUUUACGUUAUCUGGAGAGGCAAUAAUCAGACUGACUUCAUGUACUUUGUACUAGAGUAUUUCUACUUUGUGUUAUGCUCUAAUCUGUAUUCCAUGUUAUUCCAAAGGUGUUGAGGCCUUUUUACUGCACCAUUUUUAUCUGUAUUUAAGAUCCCAAACAUUUUAUAAAGUUUUAUAAGGUGUUUUAAAAAUUACUUUCUUAAUGUGAAACUUC